UUUAAUUACUCAAAAACUAAGAUACAUUUAAACAUCUAAUUUUCUGUUUUUUUCUUAUUCAAAGUAAAUAAUAGCAUUGAAUUUCAAAAAAAAAAAAUAUACUAAAUUACAUACAGUUUAGAAAAAAAAUUCAAAUUUAUUUCAAAGCUAGCUGCGCCACAUCAAAAGUAGAUUAUCAAUGGAUGGGAUUCCAAGCAAGUCGUCGAAUCAAAUUGUAUGACUUGCAAUACAACUUCGUUUUAUUUGGUUGCUAAAAAAGUAUUAAUUAGUUCUUUCAAAGUUUGUGGUUUAAGCCUAGUACAUACUUCCUCGUGAAGUGAACGUUCGCCAGCGGAGAAAGUGAACUUUUGACAUUGCUCACUGGUACACACUUGUGAGUACACGUUGUGAACAUGAACAAUCCAAAUGUCAAAGCUUCACCAACAGUUCCCGUACAUUUUGCACGUGCAUUGCCCGUGAACGAAAACUCUCCACUUUGUUCUCCACUCAGCUUCACGAGCAAGUUCACGGGUGAACCAAAAACUGAAAUUUGUAUAGGUUCACGAGAUGGUUCACAAGUAUGUACUAGGCUUUAUGUAAAACUUACUUUGGAGUAGUAUCGACAUCAUAAACCUUCUGGACAUAGAGGAAAUAUAUUAUCUAGAAUCCCGACUUAAUGGGUUUGCUCUCUUUCGGCCUACAAGCUAAAUUGAUAGGAUUUUGUCCAUAAGGAUAAGCAUGUGUUAGUUGUCCCGUGCAUUUCUAAUGGGACCAAGCCAUUAUGAAUGUAGUUGUUAUCGAAUUUGUGCCAAUAUUGCUCGACCGCGGGGAAAGAAACUAUGAGGUGAACUCAGCCGUUCAAAAAAGAGAUCCGUUGAAUUCAAAAAUUGAAAAAUGAAUGCAAUAUUUUAAGAAAAAUGAAUUUUGCAACUUAUUUUUAGUGAAAACUGUGCUAAAAAUAAUAUUUGACUGCGUUUGGCAAACAAAUUCUAUGAUUUUUAUAAAAAGUUUCGAUAAAAACAAAAAAAAAAAAAAUCAUGUAGAAAGUAUAGACGUACCAUAGAACUGCAAUGCAAACGUGGACUAAUUUGUGUUUAGCCCAGUUUUGACAGAUUUACAACGAGGUGAGAAUUUUGACAACUCAACAAAAUGUAAACAAAACAAAAUUCAUUCCCAGUAAUGCAAAAGAAGGUAAGGCCGUAAUUGAAUUGAAUAAAAUGGGUUAACAUUUAUUGAGCUGUGGAACAGGUUAAAGUGUGUUAAAAUUUGACGUUUCUAUUGAUAGAGAAAUUUGCUCUUGCUUUUGCAACUUUGCGUUCAAACCAAACGGAAAUGGAGCAAGAAAAAAAACGAAGGCAGGCUGGAAAACCAUACAAUAAAUUUAAGUUUGAAAUUAAUUAAUUUAUAUAAAUUCAAUGCUUUUGUUUUCUAGGUCUCACGAAGAAAAAAUAAAACUCAUUCAAACUAGGAUAAGUUUGGAUGAUAUGUUUACAUCGAAAAAUGCAAACAUUAAUGAUGGAUGGAGGUGUAUAGCGGAGCGCUUUGGAGACCCCACAAAGGAUUUUAAGGCAUGCAGGCAGCUAUGGAAAAAUAUGUCACAAAAAUACAAGUCGUUCUUUGAGCAGCAUACUGGUGAUGGUGCCGGUGAUGAUGCAGCCACAAAUAAGGAAAUGGAAUCCUGGCCCUAUUUCCAACUAUUUCACCAAUAUGCUUCCAAAAAGCACAACUACCACCCGCCUUUCCUCUUAGAAAGUUCAUCGGGAGUAGUUUCGCUGGAACCUCUGCCACCAACUUGA
Messenger RNA from Eupeodes corollae, 1775 nucleotides. RefSeq lists its product as uncharacterized. Lineage: Eukaryota; Metazoa; Arthropoda; Insecta; Diptera; Syrphidae. The transcript has 3 exons. The coding region runs from base 1395 to 1775 and encodes 126 amino acids. The record is from RefSeq and is a predicted model, not a curated record.